This is a messenger RNA of Varanus komodoensis (Komodo dragon), 1185 nucleotides long. Its product is annotated as vomeronasal type-2 receptor 26-like. Lineage: Eukaryota; Metazoa; Chordata; Lepidosauria; Squamata; Varanidae. Gene Ontology annotation, cellular component: membrane. The record is from RefSeq and is a predicted model, not a curated record. Gene Ontology annotation, biological process: G protein-coupled receptor signaling pathway. The transcript is spliced from 3 exons. Gene Ontology annotation, molecular function: G protein-coupled receptor activity. The coding region runs from base 1 to 1185 and encodes 394 amino acids.
AUGGUUCUUGAUGAACCAAUCACUGUACCGAAGAACUACCAGCAUGUCCUGUCCUUAGCAUUUGCUGUGAAAAAAAUCAACGAGAACCAUGACAUGUUACCCAACAUCACCCUCGGCUUCCACAUCUAUGACAGCCACUUCAGUGCAAAGAUGACUUACCAGAACACCUUGAACCUUCUUUUUAGCCAGACUCAGGAAAGAACUCUUCUAAACUACCAUUGUGAUCCCCAGAAAACUCCAGUCACUGUCAUUGGGGGCCUUGAUGCUGACACCUCCUUCCACAUGCCUACUAUCUUAGGCAUCUACAAGAUUCCACAGCACCCUAGCACGGAGAGGAAUGAAUGCUUCCUGAAAGCUCUAAACUUCCUAUCCUAUGAUGAACCUUUGGGCAUCGGUUUGGCUAUUUUGGCUGUGACCCUUGCUGUGAUCACAGCAUCAGUGCUUGGAAUCUUCCUUACCCACCGGCACACCCCCAUUGUCAAAGCCAACAACCAGAACCUCACUUACACACUGCUCACCUCCCUCCUUUUCUGCUUCCUCUGCUCCUUGCUCUUCAUUGGCCAGCCUCAGAAGCUCAUCUGCCUCCUGAGACAAAAUGUUUUUGGUGUCACCUUCUCAGUGGCCAUUUCUUCUGUCUUGGCAAAAACCAUCAUGGUGGUGCUGGCAUUUGUGGCUACCAAGCCAGGAUCCAAGAUGAGGAAAUGGGUGGGGAAAACGCUUGCAAACUUUAUUGUGCUCUGUUGCUCAUUUAUACAAGCCAUGUUCUGCAUGGUGUGGCUGUACACAGACCCUCCAUUCCCACACUUGGACAUGAACUCUCUCCCAGAAGAAAUCAUAGUGGGAUGCAACGAAGGAGCAGCUGGCGCCUUCUACUAUGUUCUUGGUUACCUGGGACUUCUCUCCACCAUCUGCUUCCUAGUGGCUUUCUUUGCUCGCAAAUUACCAGACACUUUUAAUGAAGCCAAGUUCAUUACAUUCAGCAUGCUGGUAUUUUGCAGUGUGUGGGUGUCUUUUGUCCCCACGUAUUUAAGCACUAAGGGGAAAUAUAUGGUGGCUGUGGAAAUUUUCUCCAUCUUGGCCUCUGGUGCUGGUUUAUUGGUUUGUAUUUUUUCUCCCAAGUGUUAUAUAAUUGUUCUGAAACCUGAACUGAACAGUAAGAAGCAACUAAUGAGGAGAAAUAAAUAA